Colletotrichum karsti is the source of this 900-nucleotide messenger RNA. RefSeq lists its product as uncharacterized. Bases 1 to 900 code for a protein of 299 amino acids. Gene Ontology annotation, molecular function: water channel activity. Gene Ontology annotation, cellular component: plasma membrane. NCBI's taxonomy places the organism in Eukaryota, Fungi, Ascomycota, Sordariomycetes, Glomerellales, Glomerellaceae. The transcript has 2 exons. The record is from RefSeq and is a predicted model, not a curated record. Gene Ontology annotation, biological process: transmembrane transport.
AUGACACCCCACGCCACCCACACGCCCGUCCGGCAGGCCGUCGACGCGGUGCACGCCGCCCAGGCUCCCCUCGAGAAGAGGGCCUACCCCAUGUCCCUCCCCUCACGGAACCUCCUCGUCAUCGUCCUCGGCGAGUUCUGCGGAACAUUCAUGUUCCUCCUCCUCUCCUUCAUCGGAGCGCAGACCGCCAUCGUCACCAACGCCGCCGCCGACCCCGACGCCCCCAUGGGCCCGGAUAGCCUGCUCUACAUCGCCUGCUCCUUCGGCACCGCCAUCGCCAUCAACGUGUGGAUCUUCUACCGCGUCAGCGGCGGCAUGUUCAACCCUGCGGUCACAUUGGGCCUCGUGCUCGUCGGCGCCGUCAAACCCCUCCGAGGCCUCUGCAUUGUCCCAGCCCAGCUGCUUGCCAGCAUCGCCGCCGCCGGCGUGGUCUACGGGGUCCUCCCUGGACCGCUCAAGGUGGCCAACACGCUCGGGAACGGCGCCACCAUCCCGCAGGGGUUCUUCAUCGAGAUGCUGCUCACCGCCCAGCUGGUGCUGACGGUGUACUUCCUCGCCGUCGAGAAGCACCGCGCCACCUUCCUGGCCCCGAUCGGGGUCGGUAUCUCCGUCUUCAUCGCCCACAUCACGGCCACCAACUGGACCGGUACUUCCAUCAACCCCGCUCGCUCCUUCGGGCCUGCGGUCAUUAUCGGUUUCGUCAACUACCACUGGAUCUACUGGCUGGGUCCCUUCGCCGGUGCGUUCUUGUCUUUCUUGGUCUAUGCCCUCUUCAAGUGGCUUGAGUACCAGACUGCAAACCCCGGGCAGGACGAUGAUAUGGAGAAGGCUUUGGGGCCUGCUUCACCUCGUCCCAUUGACUCUUCUCUUGGUGACGGACCUCAGUCUCUGAAGGCUUAG